CCGCCGCCACCCACGCCGAGAUCUGCGUCACGCAGCCGCGUGGGAGUGAGAGCAAUGUAGCAAGAGAGGAGCAACCCAACUCGAGCAGUAGGGGAGAAGGGGGAAACCAAUAGUUAGCAGGUCUUAUAUUCUAAACCUCUAUUAGAAACGGGCCAAUUCAUUAUUUGAUUUCUCGCCGUUAGACAAUUGAAGAGCAACAACGGAACUAGUCUAGAGGUUGGAUGAGCGGCGCGAAGAGUUCUGCAGGCAUGGCGGUGGCGUUGCCCAAGACCCUCGGGGAGCUGCAGCUCUACCGGAUCCUCCAGAGGGCCAAUCUGCUGUCGUACUACGAGGCCUUCAUCCAGCAGGGCGGCGACGACGUGCAGCAGCUGUGCGAGGCCGCCGAGGAGGAGUUCCUGGAGAUCAUGGCCCUAGUGGGCAUGGCCAGCAAGCCGCUCCACGUCAGGAGGCUCCAGAAGGCCCUGCGGGACUGGGUCACCAACCCUGCCCUGUUCCACCAGCCGCUGGCCUCACUUCCCGUCUGCAGCAUCCCCAUCUACAAGCUGGAGGCUAACGGUAAUGCUAAUGCCAGCAUCAAAGUGCCCAAGCUUCUGGCGGCGGCGUGCGCGGGGGACUCCCGGAGGGACGAAGCGUCCGGGUCGGGGGCGGGGUGCGAGGGGGGUGGGGGUUCGGCCUCGGGUUCCCCGCUGCAGAGUGGCAGUGAGCCCCGCUUUUGGACCACCUUGUCCUCGCACAGCGCGGGAGGGGGGCCGGAGAGUGAACGGAGUCUGUCUCCCGCCGAGACCACCCUGGGCACGGGCUCUCCCUCACCCUCGUCGCCCCGCGGCGAGGAGGUGUUAGACGCCGCGGCACUGAAAUCCGUGGCGGAGUGCGUGGACCGACUGGCCCAGGGGCUGCCCCGGAGCGACCCGGCCGACGUCAAGGAGGGUCUGAGGGGCAACAAGAAGCUGGCCAAGAUGAUCUGCCACAUUCUGGACAUGGACGAGGAAGACCCGCGGAGGGCAGAGGAGAUACGCAAGUACAGCGCCAUCUACGGACGCUUCGACUCCAAGAGGAAGGACGGCAAGCACCUCACUUUGCACGAGUUGACAGUGAACGAGGCAGCAGCCCAGCUGUGUAUGAAGGAGGUGUCCCUGCUUACCAGAAGAGAUGAGCUGUUUGGUCUGGCUAGACAGGUCUCCCGAGAGGUCACCUACAAGUACACCUACAGGACCAGCAAGUCUCGAUGCGGUGAUGAACCUUCUCCCAAGAGGGUCAAAACAGAGGAGGGCUUCUUCGACCUCCAGGAGGCGCUGCAGGCCAUCCACAUGAGACAGGAGACCCUGAGGGAACAGCUGGCCACAGCCAAGUCUAAAGGAGAGGAGACCACAGGACGCAGCAUUCAGCUUCAGCUGGAGCGUCUGCUGGCCAGGCAGAUGGAGAUCCUCCACGAGGCCCAGGCCCAGGACAGACUCCAGACCCUGGAGUGGAAGGUCCCUCUGGGGGGCUUCAGUACCAGACACAGCACAGACCCAGAGCAACGGCAGCAAGCCAAUGGAGGCUCCGCCGACAACACCGGUCUACAACCAGGGGAGAGACCACUGAACCUGCGGGUGGCGGGUCUCAGGUCGGAUGGAGACACCCCCCUGGGGAAACAGCUAGCCAAUGAGCUAAAGAGGCAUCACAGCAAUGGAGAGGGAAAGACCUCAGCAGCAAGUCACCAUAGCAAUUUCGAAGGCAAAACUCUGUCCACAGAAAACGGCAAUGGGACUGACGUCUCCCGAGGGGCUCUCAACCUUUCCGACAAGAAGACCAUCAAAUCAGAGCCCGAAGACUCAAGAUAGCACUCCUCCUCCUACUCAGUUCUCCUCCCACCUCCCCUCUCCCUUCUCCCUCUCUCAUCAAGUUGUCGUCAGUCUAUACUAAAGAAGCACAGCUGAAGUAGAGCCUUAACAACCAAUGUUGCCUCAAGAGCAGGGAUUUUACUUUUCAUUUCUUUUUGCCAAAGCACCCAAAGAGCCUUUAUUUCUUUCCUGGUAGGAGCUCGGUUUGAUGUGUUUUCACCAUGUUGAAUCCAGCUCUCUCUCCUCCUCUCUUAUUUUUGAAGAUCGACGGUGAGGGCUCUGUGGAUGUACAUAACCCCCACUUGCAAAAGUGUUUGUCGUUGUUGUUAUUUAAAUAUGUGCCGUGUAAAAUAAGGAAACCUGUUUUCGGAGAACUUGGACGUCAGGUAUGUCCAGGUUGGGAAAUUGCGUACCCCAGUCAGAUGUUCCUGUUAUUAUAAUGACAGGUUUCCAUCAGGUAUCUCGAGCGUCUCACAGUAUGACCAGCAGCCCCUGGCGGAAUUCCUGUUAGAAAUGAGUCAACUGGGAUUUGGUUCUGAAAAAAACAUAUUUAACUUGAACUCCGUGGUCCAAUUAGAUCAAAGCACUAAUGUAACAGUUGUAUGUAGAGAUGUCGUGCGUUGACUCCUCCAAGAUUUAAACAAUGUAAUAUAGGCUUUUGACCUUAAGUUGUUGUGUGUUGACUCAUCCAAGAUUUAAAUGAUGAUAGGCUUUUGAUACAGAAUACAGUUCAGAGAGAGCCUAUCAUGUAAUCUAUAUAUUGGACAACAAGUCCAUUUGUGAAACAGUUUUCCGUGAUAAUAUUUAAUGCGUAUAAGGCUAUAGCCAUGAAGAAUAAGCACAAAUAGUUAUCUGGAUGACUAUGUCAUCGAGGGGCCAUUGUUUUUUAAAUGGAAAUUCCACAAUUCUAAUAAUGAAAUCGAUAAAGGUGUAAAUAGUCUGAACCACCAAACUGUAAUAACUUCAUUUUUUUUCAAAGCAGGGUUUAUCAACUUCUGACUUUGAGUAGUACAAAACCGGUUUUGUCAGUAGAGCAAUAACGACUAGCUGUUGUUAAGAAACCCAGUGCAAUUGUCUAGUUGUCCGUGCUGUGGGGAUCUUUGUUCACUGUACAAUAGUUCCGUUUCCUGUCCACCAGUGUUAGACGUAGUUUGAUUCUAAAAUGCCUUGUCGGGAUUUUAGAAUUUCUAUCCGAAAUAUUUGGAGCAUUUUUCGUAUUCUCCCGUGAUAGACUAUAACGUGCUGUAAUUGUUUGUUGAGAAACACAGGAGAAUCGUGUUACGUGACAUGCAUCUCUGUGGACCUAGGGGGUCCUCUCUUAAAGUCACUUCAGAGAAGGCGGUUUUAAGCCUGCUUCAUUUUAUGUCAUUUGUCAGGUUUUCCCCAUCAUUUGCAUCUGUUAGUCACCUACCGGUAAAGCUGUCUAAUUGUGUUGGUGUUUAUAAUGAUUACCUCUUCUUUCAGCUGAUAGAUUAUGUUCUGCAUUCUCAUGUAAUGAUUAUAAGGAAAGAUCAAAAAUCACAAAAAUAUGAAUAAAUGAUUUCCCACUAUCCCAUUUUGAUCCGGAGAGGCUAGCCAGAGCAUUCAGACAUGGACACAGUAACUUGGAUAUGCUUGAGUAGAAAAUCAUGUGCAUUUUUAUAUUAAAGUAAACUAAUCAACAUUUGAGGAUAAAACAUGGAUUUUAUAUAAUUCAUUGGACACUUUUUUGUAUGAAAUUCUUCAUUUCAU
Esox lucius (northern pike) is the source of this 3554-nucleotide messenger RNA. Its product is annotated as NGFI-A-binding protein 1. Gene Ontology annotation, molecular function: transcription coregulator activity; transcription factor binding. The transcript has 8 exons. The record is from RefSeq and is a predicted model, not a curated record. Gene Ontology annotation, cellular component: nucleus. Bases 222 to 1823 code for a protein of 533 amino acids. Lineage: Eukaryota; Metazoa; Chordata; Actinopteri; Esociformes; Esocidae. Gene Ontology annotation, biological process: negative regulation of DNA-templated transcription.